UCGCUUCCUCUUCAACCUCGCGUUCUUUUUGUUGCUUGGCGAAACGAAACGGCUUUGGAGGACUCCAGGUGUGCCCCUCAGCUCGUGAUCGCAUCCCCAUCCCCAUCCCCGCCUCGCUCGCGCGGGGCGGAGACCGCGGGGUGGCCGGAGAAGAGGAUGGCCGCCGCUCAUUUCACGCUCAACACCGGCGCCCGCGUCCCCUCCGUGGGCCUCGGCACCUACAAGGCCGCCCCGGGGGUCAUCACCGACGUGCUCAGCGCCGCCGUCAAGGCAGGGUACCGGCACAUCGACUGCGCGCCGCUGUACCAUAAUGAGAAGGAGAUUGGCGUUGCUCUGAAGAGGCUCUUCGACGAUGGCGUGGUCAGGCGAGAGGACCUCUUCAUCACUUCCAAGAUAUGGUGCAGCGAUCUCGCACCCGAAGACGUUCCGCUCGCAAUCGACAGCACACUGAAAGAUCUGCAGCUGGAUUAUGUGGAUCUAUACCUAAUACAUUGGCCAUUCCAGGUCAAGAAAGGCACCGAAAUAAGCCCCGAGAACUUUGUCCACCCUGACAUACCCAAGACCUGGCAAGCGAUGGAGCAGCUGUACGAUUCAGGCAAGGCUCGUGCCAUCGGCGUGAGCAAUUUUUCCUCCAAGAAGCUAGGUGAUCUGCUUGCCAUUGCCCGUGUCCCUCCGGCCGUUGAUCAGGUCGAGUGCCACCUUGGCUGGCAACAGGCGAAGCUGAGGGCGUUUUGCCACUCCAAUGGGGUUCAUCUAUCAGCGUAUGCGCCCUUGGGCAGGAUGAAAGAUGUCGCGAGUAACCCGGUGGUGACAUCAGUAGCCGAGAGCCUGGGGAAAACUCCGGCGCAGAUCGCUCUGAGCUGGGGUCUUCAGCAGGGUCAGAGUGUGCUUCCCAAGAGUGCUAAUGAGUCGAGGUUGAAGGAGAACAUUGCUCUGUUUGACUGGUCUAUUCCUGAAGAACUGUGCGCCAAGCUUUCUGAAAUAAAACAGGUUAAGCAAAUCAGAGGGGAUUCGUUUGUGCACCCUCAGAGCAUUUACAAAACCUACGAAGAGCUCUUCGACGGAGAGAUUUGAAAGGAGACAUCAGAAUUUGGAUGCACCACUAGAGUGUUGGGAACUGAUAAUAGCAACCAGCCGAGGAACAAAUUUGACAAUUAUGUUUUUGCUCUACUGUAAGAUAAUCACAAGUAAGAAAUGAUGAGGAUACAUCGAAGGCUAAUAAUAAUAAUUUCCUCCA
Triticum urartu is the source of this 1237-nucleotide messenger RNA. RefSeq names its product aldo-keto reductase family 4 member C10. Lineage: Eukaryota; Viridiplantae; Streptophyta; Magnoliopsida; Poales; Poaceae. The record is from RefSeq and is a predicted model, not a curated record. Gene Ontology annotation, molecular function: oxidoreductase activity.